UCAAUUUGAUAUUUUUAUUUGUUAUGUUUUCUUUGCUAGAGGACUUGUUUGUUACACCUUCAAUUGAUCGAAUUCUGUCCCAGUCCAGUAAUUCCAGUAAAUAAAGGAAGUCCAUUCAGAAAGUGGUAGAUGCCCAAAUGGUUGCUUCAUUGACGGUUUCAAAUGUUAGAAAAACACUUGGACGAUAUGAUCGCAUCGCUGCUCAGCUGGAGGACCGAUAAAAGAAUGUCAGUACCUGAAUCAGAUCUAAUGAAAAUGUUGAAGCUUGCCCGGGAGGUUCUUAUGUCAGAGCCAAUGUUGUUAACAGUGGAAGCUCCUAUCAAUGUUCUCGGUGAUAUACAUGGUCAAUAUAAUGAUCUACUGCGUUACUUCGAGACGUCUGGACACCCUCCAACAAAGCGCUAUUUGAUGCUUGGCGACUAUGUGGAUCGGGGCAAAUACUCAGUUGAGACACUCACGCUGUUGUUGGCAUAUAAAGUGCGGUACCCGACAAGCAUACACUUACUGCGUGGAAACCAUGAAUCGGCUGCUAUCAAUCGUUUUUAUGGAUUCUAUGAUGAAUGCAAACGCCGCUUCACUAUUCGUCUGUGGCGGAUGUUCGUCGACUGCUACGACUGUCUGCCGGUGGCUGCAAUAAUUAAUUCGAAAAUCUUCUGUUGCCACGGAGGUCUGAGUCCAUCACUCAAUGAUAUGAAUGAUAUCCAAUAUUUACAAAGACCGGCCGAAGUCGAUCGGAAUGGACUUUUGUGUGAUUUACUCUGGUCUGAUCCGGAUCCAACCGCAGUUGGCUGGGGCAAGAACUCACGUGGAGUAAGCUUCACUUUUGGAGUCGAUAUCGUUGAAGCGUUUCUCACCCGUUUUAGUUUUGAUCUAAUAUGUCGUGCCCACCAGGUUGUUGAGGACGGCUAUGAAUUCUUUGCUAAGCGUCAACUGAUAACAGUGUUUUCUGCUGUUAAUUAUUGCGGCGAAUUUGAUAAUGCCGGAGCGAUGAUGUGUGUGGAUGCCGAGCUUAAUAUUACAUUGGUAGUGAUGAAACCAAAAAAAAGAGUAGGGAUAGCGACCAAGCCGGUUAUUGAGAAGAUGCCUGAUCAAUUCUGACAUUUUUUCAAUUAUCAACUUACAAUCGUAUCGGUCUCAAGUAUUAGAAGAAAUAUAAAAAUAAAAGUAACUGCUUGAACCAAUUCUGUACCACUAUAUGUACUUAACAACGUAUGAAAGUUAACAAUGUCAAUGGAGAGUAAAAUGUUAUAAACUAUUAUGUCUCGUGAAUGUUAUAUAUGUACAUAUUAGAAUGUAUUUUGAUCAGUUAAAUCCAAAUCUCUAAUUCGCUCUAAUUAGUUUGAGUCAAGAUAACUUUAAGCAAAA
This is a messenger RNA of Drosophila serrata, 1365 nucleotides long. Its product is annotated as serine/threonine-protein phosphatase PP1-like. NCBI's taxonomy places the organism in Eukaryota, Metazoa, Arthropoda, Insecta, Diptera, Drosophilidae. The record is from RefSeq and is a predicted model, not a curated record.